AUGAAAAUUAGGAUUAACAAAUUACGAGGAUUUCUUCUAUCCACGACCAUCGCUGUGCUGUGCGUGUCUCUUCCUAAUUCCCUUCCACGGUGACCGAUCGCCAUGAACAUCUUCUCCAAGAAACCCACUGCCAAAGGUUCUUCUUCUUCUUCCGUCAAAUCAUCGCUUUCUCCCCCGGCCAAUCAUAAGGCCCUUCGUGAGAGUAAACGAGAAAUGGCGAACGCCACUAGAGGUGUGGAGAAGGAAAUUGGAGCACUACAAUUGGAAGAAAAGAAGCUUCUUGCUGAGAUAAAAAGAACUGCUAAGACAGGCAAUGAGGCAGCUACUAAAAUUCUAGCACGCCAGUUGGUCAGGCUUAGGCAACAAAUUGCCAAUCUUCAAGGUAGUAGAGCUCAGAUGAGAGGCAUAGCAACUCACACGCAGGCGAUGCAUGCCCAUUCUUCUGUUGCUGCUGGCAUGAAAGGCGCUACAAAGGCAAUGUCAGCUAUCAAUAAGCAAAUGGAGCCAGCUAAGCAAGCUAAAAUUAUACAGGACUUCCAGAAACAGUCAGCACAGAUGGAUAUGACUACUGAAAUGAUGUCCGAUGCCAUAGAUGAUGCCUUGGAUGAUGAUGAAGCUGAAGAGGAAACUGAUGAACUGACAAAUCAGGUGCUGGAUGAAAUUGGUGUGGAUGUUGCCUCACAGUUAUCAGCAGCCCCCAAAGGGAGAAUUAGAACAAAGAAUACUGAAGAUGUUAGCAGCUCGGGCAUUGACGAACUUGAGAAGCGUUUGGCAGCUCUAAGAAACCCUUAAUUUUUUGCCUGGGAUUGUGAUAGUUUUAAACAAAAAUUCAUUCCUGGAUCAUGUUUUACUGGGAUUUGACAAGUUGAGUGUGUACAUACAUCUUUGAUAUUAUCAUGUAGGAAUGAUGAUAUAUCAAAAUUGCUGAGAUGGCAAUUUACCAGCAGAAGUUUUAGUUGGGGACAUAAAGAAUAAUAAAUAGUCUUAAGUUUGAUGCUACUUUUAUGUAAACUGCCACGUUGAUUAAUGCUGAGGCUAGCCGAAAAAAACUUUUAGAUUGUUGGUGCAGGUGCUUGCUUGGAAUGAAAGCAAGGGAAAAUCAUAAAAUAGAAGCUUCUAGAUUGAA
Vigna angularis (adzuki bean) is the source of this 1126-nucleotide messenger RNA. RefSeq names its product vacuolar protein sorting-associated protein 2 homolog 3. The transcript is spliced from 11 exons. The record is from RefSeq and is a predicted model, not a curated record. Gene Ontology annotation, cellular component: multivesicular body; ESCRT III complex. The coding region runs from base 103 to 792 and encodes 229 amino acids. Lineage: Eukaryota; Viridiplantae; Streptophyta; Magnoliopsida; Fabales; Fabaceae. Gene Ontology annotation, biological process: protein transport; late endosome to vacuole transport; endosome transport via multivesicular body sorting pathway.